Messenger RNA from Ctenopharyngodon idella (grass carp), 2218 nucleotides. RefSeq names its product suppressor of tumorigenicity 7 protein homolog. The coding region runs from base 444 to 2009 and encodes 521 amino acids. NCBI's taxonomy places the organism in Eukaryota, Metazoa, Chordata, Actinopteri, Cypriniformes, Xenocyprididae. The transcript has 16 exons. Gene Ontology annotation, molecular function: protein binding. The record is from RefSeq and is a predicted model, not a curated record.
AGCUUAUAUCAAACGGGCGGGAUCUAGGCGAGUGGGCGUGGCUUCGUUGUGUGUCAUGUCUGCUGUCUUUCUUUCUUCGGCUGCUGUUUUCUGUCGUGCCACGUUGAUCGAGCGAUCUUCAGACUGCAGCAUCAGUCUGUCAGUCGGCCGUGUCUUGGCUCGUGACGUCAUCCAGUGUUUGCUGGGCUUUUGUCUUGACCUGAUCCGUGGCUCUGGUCCGCAGCGCUCGGGAUCGGCCGGACAGCCGGAGGUGGAGAGCCAGCCGUCGGCCGCGGCGUUGAUGCAGCAGGAGCCUGCGUGAGGACGGCAGCGCAGCAUCUGGCGCGGUUGGUUGCAUUGUGCGUUGAUGACCCCUGCUGUUUAGCCGCCCGCCCGCCCGUCCGCUCACCCCCACCCCUCCCGUCUCCCCUCUCUCUUUCUCCAUCACAGCUCCUGGAUCAGCCAUGUUUGGCACCGAAUCCUCAUUGAGCAUGUUCCUCAACACUUUGACCCCCAAGUUCUACGUGGCGUUGACGGGCACCUCAUCCCUCAUUUCAGGACUCAUACUGAUCUUCGAGUGGUGGUACUUCCGGAAGUAUGGGACGUCAUUCAUCGAGCAGGUGUCUGUCAGUCAUCUGCGUCCUCUGUUAGGUGGAGUUGAUAACAGUUCUCCCAGCAACACCAGCGCCAGCAACGGAGACGCCGACUCCAGCCGGCAGAGUGUGUCAGAAUGUAAGGUGUGGAGAAAUCCCCUCAAUCUGUUCAGAGGAGCUGAAUAUAACCGAUACACGUGGGUGACGGGUCGAGAGCCGCUCACAUACUAUGACAUGAAUCUGUCAGCACAGGAUCAUCAGACGUUCUUCACGUGUGAUUCUGAUCACCUGCGGCCUGCAGACGCCAUCAUGCAGAAGGCCUGGAGAGAGAGGAAUCCUCAGGCUCGGAUCACGGCCGCUCAUGAAGCCCUGGAUCUGGAGGAUUGUGCGACAGCUUAUAUUCUUCUGGCUGAGGAAGAGGCCACGACUAUAGUGGAGGCGGAGAAACUCUUCAAACAGGCGCUGAAGGUCGGAGAGAGCUGCUACCGGCGCAGUCAGCAGCUGCAGCACCACGGCUCACAGUAUGAAGCACAGCACAGAAGAGACACAAAUGUGUUAGUUUACAUCAAGAGAAGACUCGCCAUGUGCUCCAGAAAGCUCGGCCGCACGCGAGAAGCCGUCAAGAUGAUGCGAGACUUAAUGAAGGAGUUUCCUCUGCUCAGCAUGUUCAAUAUUCAUGAGAACCUGCUGGAGUCUCUUCUGGAGCUGCAGAACUACGCAGACGUGCAGGCCGUGCUCGCCAAAUACGACGACAUCAGUUUGCCAAAGUCUGCCACCAUCUGCUACACAGCGGCGCUUCUGAAGGCCAGAGCCGUGUCCGAUAAGUUUUCACCAGAGGCGGCGUCACGGAGAGGUCUGAGCACAGCAGAAAUGAACGCAGUCGAAGCCAUACACAGAGCAGUGGAGUUCAACCCACACGUACCGAAAUACCUCUUAGAGAUGAAGAGUCUGAUCCUGCCACCGGAGCACAUCCUGAAGCGUGGCGACAGCGAAGCCAUCGCCUACACCUUCUUCCACCUGCAGCACUGGAAGCGAGUGGAGGGCGCGCUCAACCUGCUGCACUGCACCUGGGAGGGAAGUGAGUCACGCCAUGAGCACAUGUCAACUUUCAGAAUGAUCCCGUAUCCUCUGGAGAAAGGACACCUGUUUUAUCCAUAUCCGGUCUGCACAGAGACGGCCGACAGAGAGCUGCUACCCACAGUGUUCCACGAGGUGUCGGUGUAUCCCAAGAAAGAGCUGCCGUUCUUCAUCCUGUUCACGGCGGGUCUCUGCUCCUUCACAGCGAUGCUGGCGCUGCUCACGCAUCAGUUCCCAGAGCUCAUGGGAGUGUUCGCUAAAGCCUUCCUGAGCACCCUGUUUGCCCCGCUGAACUUCAUCAUGGAGAAGGUGGAGAGCAUCCUUCCCUCGAGUCUGUGGCACCAGCUCACACGGAUCUGAUCCCACGGACAUAUAUCAGUUCAUAUUGACUGAGGUGCCAAUUCUUCAGAAGUGCCCGAUAGCCAGAACACAAGAGAAACUCAAACAACAUCAAAGGCGAAAGGAAUUCAUUUCCCCCUUAAUCUCAUGUAAAACUUUUCUGUCUAAAACUUUUAAAGGCCAUCCGUAUAUAAAAGAAAAAAUAAAACAAUUUCUGUACUGCUGCAAAA